AUGGUAUCCAACAGCCUCCCAGCUGCUGAACACAGCGUCAUGAUACUUUCGGAGGAAGUGAGUGCAAUAAUCCAAGGCGAAACUCCGAUCAAGAGACCUGAUCCGGGCAUUUUUGUUCUAGAUUGCAACAUACGAAAUAAGAGUUUUCCUAGAUCCCUUUGUGACCUAGGAUCCAACGUGAAUCUCAUGCCACACUCUGUCGCGAUAUCCCUGGGAUACAACAAGUUUAGGCCAACCAAAAUAACUUUGGUUCUUGUUGAUAGAACAGUUAGAGUACCUGAGGGAGUACUAGAUGACGUGCCGAUAAGAAUUAACGACUGUCAUGUACCAACGGAUUUCGUUGUAUUGAAAUACCAGAAUAAACCAAACGAUCCCCUCUUCUUAGGUAGACCAUUUCUAGCAACCACUGGUUCAAUCACCGACGUCAAGGAAGUCGGAUAUGUUUAA
Brassica oleracea var. oleracea is the source of this 447-nucleotide messenger RNA. RefSeq lists its product as uncharacterized. Lineage: Eukaryota; Viridiplantae; Streptophyta; Magnoliopsida; Brassicales; Brassicaceae. The record is from RefSeq and is a predicted model, not a curated record. The transcript has a single exon. The coding region runs from base 1 to 447 and encodes 148 amino acids.